Messenger RNA from Guyanagaster necrorhizus, 412 nucleotides. RefSeq lists its product as uncharacterized. The record is from RefSeq and is a predicted model, not a curated record. Gene Ontology annotation, biological process: translation. Bases 124 to 360 code for a protein of 78 amino acids. Gene Ontology annotation, cellular component: ribosome. NCBI's taxonomy places the organism in Eukaryota, Fungi, Basidiomycota, Agaricomycetes, Agaricales, Physalacriaceae. The transcript has 4 exons. Gene Ontology annotation, molecular function: structural constituent of ribosome.
UGUACUCCCGGAAUUCGCUUUCCUUUGCCUUUCGCCAUCAGAGAAUCGAAGAAAACAUCAUAUUCUAAGUCACCAGUCAGCAAUACGGUAUGGCAAUGAGGGCAAUCGAGACGCACUGCUGUGAUGGGUUCAGGGAACGAUUAUGCCAUGAGAAUUCAUCAUCUUAUCAGUCACUGUGAGAAAAACAUAUGUAACAACUGUACAGUCGCUUACAUCAGCUGGAACGUAUGUCGCCCACCUCGCUUCUCCAACAGCUCACCAUCUCCAUUCACAACAGCUAAAAUGAGAGAGAAGUGGAAGAAAAAGAGGUCUCGCAGACUCAGGCGCAAGCGCAGAAAGAUGAGAGCACGUUCCAAGUAAAAGAAACGGCUUAGCAUGUGCUGUCGUAUCGCAAGCCGCGAGUAGGACCUGA